Molecule: messenger RNA, 696 nt
Organism: Aegilops tauschii subsp. strangulata
Lineage: Eukaryota; Viridiplantae; Streptophyta; Magnoliopsida; Poales; Poaceae
Biological process (GO): systemic acquired resistance
Molecular function (GO): fatty acid binding
Source: RefSeq, a predicted model, not a curated record
GCCAUGAAACAGGCAGCAGCUAGCUUACGAGUAGCCCGCACACGUACUGAGUUCUAGUACUAGUGAACACUAAGCAACCACACUGUCAUCUUAGCGAUCGAGGUGAGGCGACGAUGUCGAUGAGGAGUCUGCUGGUGCUCGCUCUGGUGGUCGCGGCCGCGGCGUGCCUCGCGGCGCCGCGCGGCGCGCACGGGGCCGGCGAGUGCGGGAAGACGCCGGCGGACAAGAUGGCGCUGAAGCUGGCGCCGUGCGCGUCGGCGGGGCAGGACCCCAAGUCGGCGCCGUCCAGCGGGUGCUGCACGGCUGUACACACCAUCGGCAAGCAGAGCCCCAAGUGCCUCUGCGCCGUCAUGCUCUCCGACACCGCCAAGAGCGCCGGCAUCAAGCCGGAGGUCGCCAUGUCCAUCCCCAAGCGCUGCAACCUCGUCGACCGCCCUGUCGGCUACAAGUGCGGAGCUUACACUCUGCCGUGAGCCUCGAGGCCACUUGAUGCGCUGCGGGGGCGAUGAAUGGAUGCUGCUGAGUGUUGUUUAUCAAUCAGAAAUAAUGUUAGUUCCAUGAUGUGGAACGCCCUGUUUCAGAGGUGUACUGCCCUCUGUGUUAUGUUCAUGAGUAUGAGUACCUUUGUUUCUCGAGGGUGUUGCAGCUAUCCGAGCUAUACCCCAGAAUAAUAAAAGAGUUAUCUUCGUCAGCAAA